UAAAUUUCAAAAUUAAUACCAAUUAUUUGAUAUUUAAAAACCAUAUAAAUUUUAACUAACUGUUAAAAAUUACAAUAUAGAUUUUAAAACAAACUACGUAUUACAAAGGAAGAAGACAUUAAUAGUACAUGAAAUUUUCCGAUUAGAAAAAAAAAGAGAGAGGAGAAAAGACAAGAGAAAUUGCAUACCGAAUUAUAAAUAUCACAUUAAAUUUAAGCAGUUCCAGUUUCAGUGUAUGUUUUUUGACAUUUUCGUAUAUGACAUAUAACGAUAUAACCAAUAAAUGACUAUAUGACUUAAAAUAAUUUAAGAGAAAAACAAAGUUGAAUACAAUGGAUGAAAACGUACAAACAUUACAUGGGAUUCAUGGAAAUUCCAAUGUAUCAAAUGAAAUAAUUUAUCAUGCAGUAUACAUACCUGAAGAAAACAUUGAUUCUUCAAUAGAGAACAGUAUUAAAGAAAAUAUUCGAGUUUAUCAAGACAAAGCAGAAGCUUUAAAAGUAAUUAAAGAAUUUAAAACUGGUCGUCUGAAAUCAUUUAAAAAAAGAUCAGAAGCUGAAGAGUAUGCUCAAACUGGCUUUGAAAAAUCAAAUUAUGUGAAUAGUACCUUAAUAAAUGCAACUGUACCUGUAGUGGAAGAAAAAUCAAAUAAUUUUAAAGCUCCACGAUCUCAAGAUCUGAUAUGUUUUAAAAAAUUAAUUAAAGAUGGAGAUUUAUAUGCUGUAAAAACUACAGUAUGGGGAAAUCCGCGUUACUUAAUUGGUAGUGGAGAUACACCUGCAAUUCUGCAAGAAGGAUGCCGUUAUAAUGCAUUACAUAUUGCAGUUAGGGCAGACAGACCUGAUAUGUGUGAGUUAAUAUUAAACACUGUUGGAAACACAGACUUCAUAAAGUUACUUUAUGGUGAUGAAUGCAAGAGUUAUGUGGAUCGUGCACAAAUUAUGUUAGAUUUAUAUUUAAACACACCUGACAAGGGAUUAAAUGAAACUCCAUUACACUUUGCAGUCAAAUUUGGUUUAAAAAAUGUAGUUCGAAUUCUUGUUUCAUAUCCAUGUUGUAUAAAGACAUUACCAAAUAAAUAUAAACAACUACCAAUAGAUAUAAUUUGUACUAGAACAUGUCAAGAAGAUGAAGGAUUAAAAAAAGAAAUACGUUUGCUACUAGAAGAUCAGUAUUAUGUACCUGUAUUAAGAUCAGAUGAUAAUACAUUACAACCUGUGAUUGGGGAACCUUUCUCUCCUACUAAUCUUUUGAGUUUAAAUACCGAUCCAAUUAGUCCACGUUUAGAAGUACGUGCGUUUGCUGGACCAAUGACAAAAUCUCGGGCAUUAGAAUUUAGAAAAAAGUGGAAAACGCCACCGCGUCUUCGUAUGACUCCUAUUAAAAAAACUGAUGAUGAAUCUAAUGCUAUAGAUAGUCCCACUAAUAAUUUAGCUUUAAGAUUACAAGAUGUAGAAAAGGGACUUGAACGAGUUGGAAGAGACUUGGCAGAAGAGUACCAAGUAUCAUGGAAGGAAUAUUGGCUAUUUUUAAACGAUUUUGCAGAUUUUCGUACUAAGGAAGGUUUAAUAAAACUUGAAAAAUAUUUAGAACAUAAAUUUCAGAAUCAGUUACUUCAUCAUAACCAGACAUCAAAUGAGAACCUAAUUAAUUCAAACGAAAAUUCACAAACGAAAUCGCAAAUUGAUGAAAUAGAUUACUUAUAUAAUAAAUUACAAUCAUGGUCAUUGCUUACAUCAAAUGGUGAAGAACAAAAUAAUGUAGAUGAACUAGAAUUUUUUACACCGCCAUCAUCACCAAAAUUAACGGUAGAUAAUUCAGAUGAUGAAAUGCAAAAUGCAGAGGAAGGACAUGGGACAUUUCUAGAAGGGCCAGUGCCAACAAAGUUAGAUCAUGCUGUUUAUAAUGCAGUAUCAACAUCACUUAAUUCCAUUACAUAUCCAAACAUAUAUCGUUGGCAACAUGACAUGCAACUUGCUAUGAAGCGUGAUUUACAUAGAAAAAAUAGCAUAAGGGGAAUUAGAAGAAAAUUGAUUAUGAAUUUUUAGAUAUGUGAGAUAUCAAGAUGUUAAACGAUGUAAAAACUAAAACUAUAAAAAAUUUUUAUAUUACACACAAUAAGAGUUAUUUGUUAAAUAACAUUAAUAUACUUCAAAACUUAUUUUAAGUGUACUAAAAAGCGAUAUAUUUUCAUAAAAUUUUAUAUAUGAUUAAAAUAAUUUAUGAAAAUUUUA
This is a messenger RNA of Bombus impatiens (common eastern bumble bee), 2234 nucleotides long. It is a transcript of the gene Ankle2, whose product is annotated as ankyrin repeat and LEM domain-containing protein 2. Bases 333 to 2048 code for a protein of 571 amino acids. Lineage: Eukaryota; Metazoa; Arthropoda; Insecta; Hymenoptera; Apidae. Gene Ontology annotation, molecular function: protein phosphatase 2A binding. Gene Ontology annotation, cellular component: endoplasmic reticulum. The transcript has 10 exons. The record is from RefSeq and is a predicted model, not a curated record. Gene Ontology annotation, biological process: negative regulation of phosphorylation.